AUGGACAAACCUCAAAAAACAUCAUGGGGAGGAGAAAAAGAAGGGCAUGGGGAGGGGGCAGAUUUGGGACAGCAGACCACAGAGCGAGCAGCUCUGAGGCCAGAGGGCAAGUCCUGGCAUGGCCCUGACCUGCAGCGGUGCUCUCCGGACUCCUGGGUACUAUCAAACACCACAGCUGCUGUGCGUGGGGGGCGGGCGCUCUCCAUGAGUGGUCAGCACCCACCCAGGGACGGGCUCUGUAAGAAGAAAGGCUGGUGUAGGGAGGUGUGGUGCAUCAGGUUAGUCGCCAGCUCCAGGCCCCGCACACUGACUCAGGACUCUCAGUUCUCAAUCUGGGACAGUGGUGCUGGCUUCUUAAUUGUCACCCUGACUGAUCGGAGGGAGGAAGAUGCAGGACACUACUGGUGUAGAACCCACCACCCUUCUAGCAACUCUACUUCUAAUUCCAUGAAGUUCUCUCUGGUGGUGUGUCACCGGUGUGCCCUUUUCCUGGGGUCCGCGCGCUCUCUUCAGUGCCUCCUGGACCUAGCCACAGAGAAGCCCAAGACGCCAAUAUCUUUGGAGAAGGCAUGGGACUUGGCACAUGCCUCUGCCUUCACACAGAGCUGGUCCCUGGCUUCCCGGGACUUCACCUCAUCCCAGACCCAGAGCUGUGUGUCCCCCACUGGAAGAGCCAGAGAGGCCCCCAGGGCUCCCUCUGCCAUCACCGCCCCUUCACAGAAACAAAACUCCACCCUCUCCUCCAGCCCUGCAGCCUCCAUUGCCCUGGUCACCAUGCCUUGUGGACUUCUCCCGGCCCAGAGCCUGGUGCUGUCAGCCCUGCCUGUCCAGUGGCACAGGCAGUGGGAAGCCCUGAUGGAACUCAGGGGCCUGGACACCAGUGAAGCCACCUGCCACUUUCAGCAGGUCACUGACCUUCUCUGCACCUCCUUCCUCACCUGCAGGGACACACUGCCGUGGGUGUGA
Messenger RNA from Phyllostomus discolor (pale spear-nosed bat), 966 nucleotides. It is a transcript of the gene NCR2, whose product is annotated as natural cytotoxicity triggering receptor 2. Gene Ontology annotation, molecular function: signaling receptor activity. The record is from RefSeq and is a predicted model, not a curated record. NCBI's taxonomy places the organism in Eukaryota, Metazoa, Chordata, Mammalia, Chiroptera, Phyllostomidae. Gene Ontology annotation, cellular component: cell surface.